AUGGCGGGCGGGCGGCUGUCUCUGCCGCCGCCUCGAGUGAGCCUCGUCUCGCUCUUCGUCUACUCGAGCCUCGUCUCGUGUGCCGCCUCGUGGGCGGAGUGGCGGGCGGGCGGCUGUCUCUGCCUCUGCCUCGAGUGCGCCUCGUCUCGGGCGGCUGUCUCCGCCGCCGCCUCGAGUGAGCCUCGUCUCGCUCUUCGUCUACUCGAGCGUCGUCUCGUGUGCCGCCUCGUGGGCGGCGUGGCGGGCGGGCGGCUGUCUCCGCCGCCGCCUCGAGUGAGCCUCGUCUCGCUCUUCGUCUACUCGAGCCCCGCCUUGUGUGCCGCCUCGUGGGCGGCGUGGCGGGCGGGCGGCUGUCUCUGCCGCCGCCUCGAGUGA
This is a messenger RNA of Emiliania huxleyi CCMP1516, 375 nucleotides long. RefSeq lists its product as hypothetical. NCBI's taxonomy places the organism in Eukaryota, Haptophyta, Isochrysidales, Noelaerhabdaceae. The record is from RefSeq and is a predicted model, not a curated record. The transcript has a single exon. Bases 1 to 375 code for a protein of 124 amino acids.